AUGGGUAGUAUCUCUACUAAUGCUGGGGGAUAUCCAGAUCCUUCAUCUGGAGGAGCAUAUCCAUCCUUAGAGCCAAUGGCAGGAUAUCCAUCCCUUGGAGGAGGUGGUGAUGCACCCACAGUUCCGACUGCAGGAGCUAGUGCUCCUCUUGGAGGAACUGGUUAUCCUUCUCCGAGUGGUUAUCCUUCACUCGACCCUAUGCCUGGACCUCCUAGUGCUGGUUUAGGAGGAUAUCAGAACAGAAAUACAUACACAGAUGUGAAUGGAGGAUCUGCAACAAGAUUUCACGAAGAAGAAAAACUGCCUACCAAAAAGAAAGUAGUGACUGAUGCUAGCAAAAUAUCUUAUCCAAAAUUUGAUGAUAAUGGGAAUAUAGAUUGUUGAGAAGAAAACGAACCUUGUGCUUCUACCCAAAUGGUCUAUGGAUCUAGUUCAUUCGCUAAACCUGACCGGGAACUUACUAUCGAAGAAUCAUGUCUGUUCUGUAAUCUUAUCACUCUUUUUGUGAACUAUGAAUAUGACGAAUCAAACGUAUUGACACCUUCUCAUGUAAGACAGGCACUAGAUUCAAUUACUGGAAACAAUGAGAUCCAAGGUUUUAGCGAGGGAAGUAUGGCUUGAGCACAAGAAACCUUUGAAGAAAUCCUUCGUUACCUACAUCGGGAAUACAUAAAGCCAAACUAUUACGAAAAAUAUUGAGAAAAACCAAAGAAAUUAAAGAAGAAAGAGGAGGAAUAUGAAGAUACUGGAUGUAGCGGCAGAUGAGUCUCCCAUAAUGCAUUUGGGAUAGACAUCGCUGAGAAUUUACAAUGUGAAUCAUGCGAACAUAUUGAAGAAGUUCAAAAUACCCAUCUUGAUUAUCUCAUCAACCUUUAUACAGAAGAAUUACUCAACCUUGAAGAUUCGUCAAAUGCAGUGCUUGAUACUAUUAUUGAGAAGAUGUAUCUUAGUGAGAGUGAAGAAAGAAAUACGGCUCCAAAAAUAUGCCCUUCUUGUUCAAAUUCAGCUUUGAAGCCAAAGCAGAUGACCCUUCUCUCUUCACCAUCUGUCUUCACCUUUGCAAUUCAUUGGAUUGAUCCUGAUGAAGCAGAUAGAGCUAAAAUUGAUCGAAUUUUUCACAUAAUUUCUCCUUUAAUUCACACAGCACAGUUUAUGAGAACAGAGGAAAAUGAUAAUUUCAAGACAACCUAUGUGCUAAGAGGAUUUGUAUCAUACUACGGAAAACAUUAUAUGGCUUACUUCUAUUCUGAGAAACAUGACUACUGGCUCCAUUUCAAUGACUCUAAAAUAAAGAAGAUCGGCAAUUUUGAAGAUGUCAUUGAAACUUGAAAGAAAGGAAAGGAGCUGCCUAUUCUUCUAUUCUAUGAAUCCCUAGAGUUCUUAGAAUCUGUCCUCCCAGAGACUAAGAGAGAGAAGCAGUAUUACAACCCAAAACAGUUCCUUCACAACAAGAAUAGGUUCUGGUACAAAGAUAAAAAUAUGAAAAAAGAACUGAAGAAAAGAUUAAACAAGACCAAAAAGGAUUGUACGAUUUUCUAA
Moneuplotes crassus is the source of this 1539-nucleotide messenger RNA. Lineage: Eukaryota; Ciliophora; Spirotrichea; Euplotida; Euplotidae. The record is from the annotation of a GenBank genome assembly.